AUGGGUGACUACGUUAAAGUUUUCCAGGACGAAUUGAAAACUUUGGAUCAAAAAUUUGCCGGAAACGGUUUGCUGCAACAAUUUGAGGCGAAAACCAAAUUGCCAAAAUCAUAUGGAGUUUUGGGCGCAGCUUCUUUGUAUUUGCUGUUGAUUUUCAUCAAUGUGGGUGGAAUCGGUGAGAUUUUGUCAAAUUUCGUGGGAUUCGUGGUUCCUGCGUAUUACUCCCUGAUUGCACUCAGAACUUCUACGUCGACUGAUGACACGGAACUGUUGACCUACUGGGUAGUUUUUGCGUUUUUGAACGUUAUUGAGUUCUGGUCAAAGGCCAUCCUUUACUGGAUUCCAUUCUACUGGUUCCUCAAGACCCUGUUGUUGGUCUACUUGGCUUUGCCACAAACUAAUGGUGCCACAUACGUGUACAAGACGAUCUUGGAACCGGUUUCUCAGAAAUACAUCAAGACUCCAAACUCCGCUAAGACCACCACCGGUGACAUCGGCUCUAAGGUGGAGAAUUUGACGUCACACGGCAAAGCUUCUGGAUUCGAUCCUCGUUCAAUCUAA
Lachancea lanzarotensis is the source of this 561-nucleotide messenger RNA. It is a transcript of the gene YOP1, whose product is annotated as LALA0S06e04104g1_1. NCBI's taxonomy places the organism in Eukaryota, Fungi, Ascomycota, Saccharomycetes, Saccharomycetales, Saccharomycetaceae. The record is from RefSeq and is a predicted model, not a curated record. The transcript is spliced from 2 exons. Bases 1 to 561 code for a protein of 186 amino acids.